AUGUCGUCGAAGACUAUUUUAAGUCUCCAUACAUUACCGGUUGAAAUGGUCUAUCGUAUUCUCGAUAAUCUCAAUCCUUCAACUAUUUUCUGGUCAAUGGAAACUGUCUGUCAACGUCUAAAUGCUAUUCUAGAUAGUUAUGAUCGAUAUAAAGCAUUUGACACACUUAAACUUCGGUCAUCAAGAAUUAGUGAUGUACAGUUACAACAUAUAGCGAAUGCACUACAGUACAAUAAAACAAUUGCUAAACUCGAUCUAUCUCGGAAUAAAAUCGGAGACACAGAAGUAAAAUAUAUCGCUAAUGCAUUGCGACACAAUAGAACACUUCGUUCGCUGGAUCUUAUUGAAGCUGGAAUUUCUGAUGAAGGUGCACACUCAUUGGCUAUUGCAUUAAAACAUAAUACAACACUUACUAAACUCGGACUAAGAUGUAAUAAUAUUCAAGAUCAAGGAGCAUUACAUUUAGUUAAUGCUUUGCAACAGAAUAGAACACUCGAUGGAUUUACUUUCGAAUCGUCUAAAAGGCCUACUGCAAUGGCAUGGCAUUUAGAGAAUGCCAAACGUCGAAUUAUAGCAGGAAGAAAGCUUGGUCUUGAGUGGUGUCACUUGCGAGAUGCAGAUGCGCAACUCUUGGCGAAUGCAUUACAAGAAAAUACUACAUUGAUCAGUUUAAGUCUGCGCGAUAAUAAUAUUGGUGAUAAAGGCGCAAAAUAUUUAGGUGAAGCAUUACGAAACAAUAGAGUGAGAUAA
Messenger RNA from Adineta steineri, 750 nucleotides. The record is from the annotation of a GenBank genome assembly. NCBI's taxonomy places the organism in Eukaryota, Metazoa, Rotifera, Eurotatoria, Adinetida, Adinetidae.